This is a messenger RNA of Culex quinquefasciatus (southern house mosquito), 1402 nucleotides long. RefSeq lists its product as uncharacterized. The transcript is spliced from 3 exons. The coding region runs from base 126 to 1388 and encodes 420 amino acids. The record is from RefSeq and is a predicted model, not a curated record. NCBI's taxonomy places the organism in Eukaryota, Metazoa, Arthropoda, Insecta, Diptera, Culicidae. Gene Ontology annotation, molecular function: protein binding.
UUAUUCAUUUGGAGACGGUUGCUUUUUGGUGAAGUACAGAAUUAUUUUGGACAGAAACAAUGGAGUACAUUUUAGUGGUGAAGUUACGAACCUCUAAAAUCUACUGAAUCAACUGUGAACUCAAGAUGAACCAACUACCAGUCGAGGUGUGCGAAGAAAUCUUCAAAAACCUAAACCUGCAAGGCGUACUAUCAGCUCGUCGCACAUGUCGCCGCUGGAGGCAGAUCGUCGACGGAAGUCCGGCCAUGAUGAGGCGGAUUCAUCUCAAACCACCACUAAGCCUAAUGGACCGCGGCUUGAAACCGAUCUGCUCGAUACCGGCACGCGGGUUGACCCUAAAGGAUACAACCGUACUGACCAUCGAUUCGUGGUGGGAAUUCAUCGGGUCAGAGUUGACUUUUUUGAGGUUAGACAAUUGUGUAAUUUCGACUGAAACGUUGGUAGCCCUGCUGGGUAAAACGUCAAACUUGGGAUUUUUAAGCUACGCUUGUGACAAUGAUGUUGCUGAAACUGAAUGUGACUUUACAUUGGAUAAGUUGGAGCAGCUUGAAGUGUACAGUGCGCAAACACAAAUUUUGGAUAUUUUCGAUCGCAUUUGUCCGCGGCUGAAGCAGUUCCGGUUUGGUCAGUCACAAAACGGUCGAAAGUUGGGCGAGUUCCUUCAGAAAAAGAAAAGCUCACUUGAAAUUGUCCAACUGAUUUCCGUUGAAAAUAUUUUGGAUGAUGUGAUGCAGUUGAAGGCACUGACAAGUUUGGAUGUUCAGGCUGACUUGUUUAGAAAUGAGACUUUGGAACAAAUUGGUGCAGCACUUCCAACCCUAAGCAACCUCAGAGUGACACUACAAUGGCAGUCGUCAACCCUUUCGCCAACAUUUCUCAACCACAUGCCCGGGCUCAAAUCUCUGACAAUCUUUGGACAGUAUCGUCAGAAUAGCCCCGUACUCGCUGACUUUGGCGAUCUCGAAGGGCUCACCAAGCUCAAAAAGCUUCAUCUUACUCGCGUACAACCUCUCAACUUGAAAUUUUGUUUGCAAAAAUCUGGCCACUUUGACGAUUUGACGCUUCACUACUGUCAUUUCAAUGACUGGUUUGAAAUUUUCAAUUUAUUUGCCUCAUUGCAAUAUCUGGAAAGUUUGGACUUUGGAAAGAUUAGAACUCCUACCGCUGAUAUUAUAGUGUCCGACUUUUUUAGAAACUUAAAAUAUCUCAAAAUAGCGCAUUGUUAUCUGUCUAUAGAGACUUUAAAAUCAUUCACGGAGCACUGUGAAAACUUGGUGGAAGUUGAUUUUAAUUUCAAAUAUGUUCUCGAUGGAGAAACUGUGCGGAGUUUGUGUCGCACUUGGAAGAAGUCUGAACAAGUUGACAUUAGCAAGCUAUAUGAUUGUUGACUAUUCGGUUAAUA